UGACUUGAAAGAAACUCCGCUUAAAAAAUAAUAUAUAUAUGCCGACCGGAAUUUUAAAGCAAUCUUUGUCCUAAGCAGCACUGAUCUCGCUAGCAACCCGCAAACUCCAUGGAAGGGAGACCCAACGUGACUUUUACUUCCGAGUCAUAAACAAACGGAGUCAGAAACCGAGCGAUCCCAAAUGCUCUAGAUCUGAAAAAAAGAUCCACUGAAAGAAAUAUGGGGGUGGGAAAGAGAAUAUCAUUAAAGGCCAGGCUUUAAAGGAGUCGCGGACCCUUCGGGGCUAUAGCAGUUUCUCGGCCCCCAAAAGCUUAACUAAAGGAGGAUGAAGCCCGAAGCGCUCCCGAAAUAGAAAGUCGCAGGACCAAACUCCGUCAGAGUCCGCUCUGCAGCGCUUUAAUCGGCCAGCUGUGCCCAGACUACUAAUAUAUAUCUCCUAGCCCAAAUCGAAAGAGGGUUUAUUCAGAAUUAAUUUCCACUGUGCUCCAUGGGACUUCGUGGCAAGAAUGCUCGAGGAUGGCAGCCGGAGGAAGAUCCAAAGCUCCUGUCCAAAAGCGAAAACCGGCCCCUGUGGCUCCUUUUGAGGGAUUUCUGCAUUAAGAAUGCGGGCAUCACUUCCUAAUUCAGUGCGGUAGAUUCGCUUUCCAACAAGGGCUGGAGAGGAGGGAAAUCAGCAUCCCGAUCCUCGCAACAUGUCCUCGCAAGUAAGUUUCAGCGAUGCCCGCUCCUAAGUAAGGCAACGACUCGAAGCGCGCCGAGACCUUUUUGUCUGUAUUGAGUUGCAGUUCUCGCAGUUCUGAAAUUGACCAGACUCUCAUUCAAACCGAGGUCGCUGGAAAUAGGACCCGCUGAGCCCAGUCCGUCUGGGUAGGAAUGGCGUGUCUGCGGAUGAUUUUUCAGCUGCAAACCGAUGCGCGCAUUCUUGACAGGACAGCCCCUCUUGAGUUGCUCCUUGAGCUUGUCAGGGCCAGUCGGCACCAUUGCAGCUUUUGCUGGGGAGGAGUUUCUUUCCUGUCCUAAAUUCACAAUCCCUUUAGAGGCACCGGGAAUUUGUCGAGGAGAAAAUUAGAGAGGGAAAGGCCUCUGCUGGACUCUGGGGGGGUGGAGACGGAAUUUGUCUUCCUGGGCCGGGGAGUGGAUCUUUCCGGCUGGAGAAGGGGCUGAAUUGGAACAGAGAAAGAAUUGAGUCUACCCUUCAAGAGAGCGAAAAUAAACAUCCAUCUUCUCUCUAGGGCCGGCCGCCUCCCUCCUCCUGUGAAGAAAGCGGCAGGAUCGGCUUUUGCUGGGGGAUGCUUUCUCCCCUCUGAUUGUCCUAACAGGUGUUCCUUUCCACCUGGAGGCGUAAAAACAAACAACCGCCCCAAACUUUUUAAAGUCUCUUGAGGACAUAAAACUAUGCCGCGGCAAUUCGCGGGCCUUCUUGCCCAGACGGAGUGAACGGAAUUCAAUGGAAAGAUUCAAAAAGCGAGAUGGGACUUAAAACGCCUGGGCGACGCUCUCAGAUGCCCGUUUCGUUAGAAGCAACUCCCAUGAAACUCCCUGGGACUGACUCCCGAGAAAACCAGUUUAGGACUGCAGCUUUAGCUGGAAAGGAGGGAAAUUUUUUGGAUCUUCAAACAGUCUAAGCGUCCCCCCCCCUCCUUUUCUCAGCGAUGUGACAGAGCUAGCUGGGGGAAAUUCAGGGAUUUAAUCCAAAAUUAAAACUUGGUCCUAAAUAUAUGUUUGGAAAGUUAUGUAAUUUGUCUAUCCCCCCCCCACCGCCCGCGUUUGCUACCAAGGAAUAAACUCUCUGCCUCGAUCCUAAACCAACUUCCUAGGCCAAGGUGUUUACUGAGAAAUAAGCCCCAUUGAAUCUAAUGGGACUUAUCCCUAGGUAAGUGGGGUUGCAAUCUUAGAAUCCUGUGACUCCUCAACGGGUAAGACUGCGGGCGUGCUGAGGCGGCGGUGCUAUACCUCGACCUGCGAGUAAAUCCCAUUAAAUCAAUGGGACUGAGGAGACAAAGUCUAGGAUCGCGACGUGAAUACGGGAGUAAGUCUCGCAGGGAUCCGUGGAGCUUACCUCAAAGUAAGUUUUUAUGAGAUAGGGCAGGAGAUUUCAGCAGGUCCUGUUCCAAAGUCAGUCCCAAACCUACCGAUCUUAUUCACAUUUAAAAAGGAGAGCAAGGGAUACUUUAAGCCAGUGGGGUUUACUCCUGAAUAUAUGCAUCCAAGCUGGGCAAGGAGAACAAGGCUGUGAGGGGGGGGAAGCAGGCGAGCCAAAGAUACGAUCCUAUGCAAACUUAACUUUGAAACAAGCCCCAAAGAAGUCGGCGGACCUUACCUCGAGCAGAGGCAUCCACUCAGACUGGAAAGGAGUUCUGGAGAAGACGAAGGCCCGCUGUAGCUUCCACCUGACUGAACCCGGGAGGGGCUUUCUCAUAUUUACUUCACUGUGAAAUCUUCACUGGUCCGUGAGACGCCGAUCUUCCAAGCGUUGCCUCUGGAACCAGUCCGAUGGAUUUGGCUUGGCUUGGCAGACUCAUUCCUUCCGAUGUCACUUCUCUCGAAAGCAGCGAACGGUAUGGGAAUAGUGUCAGUUGCUCUCUUCCUAACUCGCAGACUGAACCCCCCCUGGUUUUUACCUCCCACAACUCUACCCAGAAUAGCUUCAAGGUCCGCUGAAAGCCUUGGGACUUGCUUUUCGCAGUAAGUGCGUCGAGAGGAUAUGGGCUCCGGGAGGACUCUUUUAGGCGGCAGAGCCCUGUACACUAACCUGGAAGUAAGGUUCACUGAACUUAAGUUCCGAACACCCAGCACAGGAUUUCAUUGGUAACUGGUAAACUGCACAUCGUGCAAUGGACAUGCUCGACGUUUCAAGCGAGCUCUUCCUUUUGGGGUUUCUCCGAAAAAAAUCCGUGGACUUUUCCGGUCCAGUGCAACAUAGUUUCCCCACAUUCAGUGUGCUUCGAAUCGGGGAUAGCCAUAUGGAGGGGAAAGGGAACCCCUGGCAUUGAUCACUCUUCAUUGAUCCAAAUUUGGUUCCUGACGGGAAGAGCGCGGAAGUCGAUUCGCGUGUGCCUUUUGAGAGGAGAGCUCCGGAGCUCCUGGGAUCAGCAACUUAAAAGUAGACCCGUGAGACGGAGGCGUCUAGCGUUAGGGAGCUGGAUCGGGUCUAAAGGGGGACCCGCGAUCGCUGGGAGUGCUUCAGAGUCUGCUUUUCUGCUCUGGAAUAUUUCUCAUUGACUUCAAUGGGCCUUACUCGCAACGGCGUCGCUCUGUCGCGAGCCCACUUUGAAAAGCAGCCCCCUUCCAACUUGAGGAAGUCUAAUUUCUUCCACUUCGUCUUGGCACUUUACGACAGACAAGGGCAGCCUGUGGAGAUCGAGCGGACGGCAUUCGUGGACUUCGUGGAAAACGACAAAGAACAAGGCAACGAGAAAACCAAUAAUGGGACCCACUACAAACUGCAGCUUCUUUACAGCAAUGGUGUCAGAACUGAACAAGAUCUCUUUGUUAGACUCAUUGACUCAGUCACAAAACAGCCUAUCACCUAUGAAGGACAGAACAAGAAUCCAGAAAUGUGCAGAGUUCUGCUCACCCAUGAAGUUAUGUGCAGUCGUUGCUGUGAAAAGAAAAGCUGUGGGAACCGCAAUGAGACUCCCUCAGACCCUGUGAUCAUCGACAGAUUCUUCUUAAAAUUUUUCCUCAAGUGCAAUCAGAAUUGUUUGAAAACAGCCGGGAACCCUCGAGAUAUGCGACGGUUCCAGGUUGUGUUAUCAACAACGGUGAAUGUCGAUGGGCACGUACUGGCAGUAUCCGACAACAUGUUUGUUCAUAAUAACUCAAAACACGGACGGAGGGCGAGGAGGCUUGAUCCGUCUGAAGCCACUCCCUGCAUCAAAGCAAUUAGUCCAAGUGAAGGCUGGACCACAGGUGGAGCAAUGGUGAUCAUUAUAGGAGACAACUUCUUUGAUGGGCUGCAGGUCGUAUUUGGGACCAUGCUUGUAUGGAGUGAGCUGAUCACACCUCAUGCCAUCCGUGUCCAGACACCCCCUCGUCACAUCCCUGGUGUGGUUGAAGUAACAUUAUCAUAUAAAUCCAAGCAAUUUUGCAAAGGAGCCCCUGGUAGAUUUAUUUAUACAGCUUUAAAUGAGCCUACCAUAGACUAUGGUUUCCAAAGACUCCAGAAAGUUAUCCCAAGACAUCCUGGUGACCCAGAGCGAUUAGCCAAGGAGAUGCUAUUGAAAAGGGCAGCUGAUCUAGUUGAAGCACUGUAUGGAACACCACACAAUAAUCAGGACAUUAUUCUGAAGCGAGCUGCGGAUAUUGCAGAAGCUCUCUACAGCGUCCCCAGGAACCCUGGUCAGAUCCCUGCUUUGUCAAGCUCUCCAGCUCAUAGUAGCAUGAUGGGCAUCAACUCCUACGGCAGCCAAUUAGGAGUCAGCAUCUCAGAGUCAACACAAGGGAAUAAUCAAGGUUACAUCCGCAACACAAGCAGCAUCUCCCCCCGAGGUUACUCUUCCAGCUCAACCCCUCAGCAGUCUAAUUACAGCACCUCCAGUAACAGCAUGAAUGGCUACAGCAACGUCCCUAUGUCUAACCUGGGUGUUCCUGGCUCUCCUGGAUUCAUUAACGGCUCUCCCACAGGAUCUCCCUAUGGCUUGAUGUCUUCAAGUCCAACAGUCGGCUCCUCAAGCACUUCCUCCAUCCUCCCAUUCUCCUCCUCUGUCUUUCCUGCUGUCAAACAAAAGAGUGCCUUUGCUCCCGUCAUCCGACCCCAAGGGUCCCCUUCCCCAGCUUGCUCCACUGGCAAUGGAAAUGGGUUCAGAGCCAUGACUGGUCUUGUCGUCCCUCCAAUGUAAAAGAAGAGGAGGAAUUGCUGGAAUCCCCCACCCAUUUUUUUCUUUUUUUACAACACAAAACUACUUAUUGUUAUGGAGCACUAAAAGGGGGGGGAGUACUGCAAGCUCUAUUGUUGUGGGAAGCCAUGUGCAGAAAGCAAGAGAACAUUUUUUUUAAUGGAUCAGACAUGCUAGGAGGCUGCUCUCAUCUGUUCCAGGUUUCAUAUACACUUACAUCAAAAAACCCCAAGAACAUUAAAAGGAGGAAUUGGCCAUGAUCCAGAUGUACACUGUUUAUGGGACUGAGUCCGGAGUACAAGGGUUUUCUUUUUCCUUAUGGACACAAAACCUUCCUAAUGUUUGUAAAAUAUUAAAAGGAGGAACAAAUUGGCCAACCAUUCGAGCUUGAUAUUUUGGAUACUCUUUGUUUUACUUUGUAGGGAAAAAAAGUUGAAGUUUCUAUUUUCUAUGGAGCCUUUCAGAUACCAAUUUAGUUUAUGCAGAAAAAUAAUAAUAAUAAUGAUCACAAAACAGGGUACCAGCAUGGAAGACUUUCUUAUAAAACUGAUAUGAAUGGCGGAACGUGGAUGUAUGUGUGUAUUUGCUUAUAGUUUAAUCUCUUUUAAAAAUGGGAAAAAAUGUAAGAUGUUUUACAAUUAUUUAAAUAAAUAAACUUGUAAGUUAUUGUAUGUAGAGGUAGAAAUUGAAGACUUUGGUGGGGAGGGGGGACUUUUUCUGUCGUACAAUGAAUAACGACAAAAAGAUGCAAAAAAAAUGCAGCGAUGAGCUCAUGGCGUAUCUUAACGGUACAAUCUGUCUUCGCUUCUCUUCUGCUCCUUAUUGAACCAUGUACAAGAAUGUCUUAAAUUCUUCACGAAGGACUCAUCCACAAGCUUUUAUACACAUAAUGGUAUAUAUACAUAUAUAUAAAUAUAGGACAGUAGUUAAUGUAUGAAUAUUAUACACUUUUUCAUCUUUUGAUUCAAUUAAGGUUUCAGGUACUGACGUAAACUGUCUAGCUUCAUACAUCCUAAUCAGUAACUGUGUGGCAUGUAUGGCCUUUUUAAUCAGGUUUUCGUGUGGAACUGUCAUUACUUUUCAGGUUGCAAUUUGAGCAAGAAGGAACAGAAAAGGUUUCUCCAGUUGGUUGCUUUUCAUGUAGCAAAGACAAAAUUCUCUAUGUUACAAAGACCAUUGACACUCAUGUAUGAAUGUUAACGAUCCCAGAUGGAUUUUGCCAAAAUUCUGACUUGGAUGUAAGUCAACAUUCAUCAGCGUGUUCUCUUAAGUUUUCGGAGCUUUGUGAAAUUUGUUCAGAAUUGUCAGUGUUCGUAUGUGAGCACUGACAGAUUUCAUCAAAUUUGAGAUAUUAGAUGUAACAUAUACAUGAUAAGAAACCUGUAGAUUCUUAAUACAAUGCAGGACUGACAAUUCAGCAAAGAUCCAGAAUUUGAAUGUAGAUUUGGCUCCAUGGCAGACCACUGGUUUCCAUGGGUUUGUACGAAGCUCUCCUUCCCUUACAAAAAAAAAAGUGAUCCAUUCAUUUGGAUGGAGGGACAGGUUUUGCACAUGGAAACAAACAGCACAGGUGUAAUGGGCUCCUCCAUUGAAAUGAAUGGGGAAGCAUGGCAGCACAAGAAAUUCAUGUGUGCAUGCUUCUAAACUUACAUGGAUCCUUGAUUCAGGGCUAUUUCUAUCUCUAGAAAUUCAUAAGGAAUGUCAUGAAUAUGCUGAUCCGUGCCUCUCCUGUCAAUGUGCCGAUUGCGGGUAAGAGUUGUUCAGAUGAAUUGGUAGCUUCUCUAGGACCUUCUAAACCCCCUUCUGCUUCUGUCAUUGUAAUCAUCUCUACUGGAGUCCCGUAUGUUGAUAAUAUGCCUAUAAAAUCUAUUGAUCACUUAUUGGCUUUUUACAAUAUACUAUUUAUAUAUGUACCUGUAUUUUAAGGUGAAACCCAAACUUCUGUGCACCCAAUGAGGGUAACUGUGUUUUUC
Rhineura floridana is the source of this 6811-nucleotide messenger RNA. RefSeq names its product EBF transcription factor 2 (gene EBF2). The transcript is spliced from 16 exons. Gene Ontology annotation, molecular function: DNA-binding transcription factor activity, RNA polymerase II-specific; RNA polymerase II cis-regulatory region sequence-specific DNA binding. Gene Ontology annotation, biological process: regulation of transcription by RNA polymerase II. Bases 3228 to 4841 code for a protein of 537 amino acids. The record is from RefSeq and is a predicted model, not a curated record. NCBI's taxonomy places the organism in Eukaryota, Metazoa, Chordata, Lepidosauria, Squamata, Rhineuridae.